Helianthus annuus (common sunflower) is the source of this 1716-nucleotide messenger RNA. Its product is annotated as receptor-like protein kinase FERONIA. The coding region runs from base 787 to 1716 and encodes 309 amino acids. The transcript is spliced from 3 exons. Gene Ontology annotation, biological process: protein autophosphorylation. Gene Ontology annotation, cellular component: plasma membrane; plasmodesma. Gene Ontology annotation, molecular function: ATP binding; transmembrane receptor protein tyrosine kinase activity. Lineage: Eukaryota; Viridiplantae; Streptophyta; Magnoliopsida; Asterales; Asteraceae. The record is from RefSeq and is a predicted model, not a curated record.
ACUGUGACUGUAAUUAUUAAAGUUAAAGGUCAUUCAUUGCAACUCGCUACAAACAUAAAGGACGAAAAAUAUAAUUUACCCUUUUACUUUUAGAAAAACAAACUGCACGACCUACAUCUCCAGGUCGUCUGUCGAUCUUCAACCAUCUUCACAAGCUGCUGCAACCCAUUGUCCUUCCUUUAACGCCGUCAAAUCCCUCUUCAUUCAUCCCUACCACCGUCUCCAAAUCAAACUGAUUUACCACUUUUGGAAGCUGUUUUGGGCUUCGCUUUUAGUUUGCCGUUUUCUUAGUCAGGUUGCAUGGUCUGUUGCUUGCGAAGACUAUACCUUCACUGUGCAUGUUGCUUAUUUUUUGGCUUAUAAAGUGCUACUUGUGAGCUUGCGGUGUUAAAGGUUGCAAAUUGUCUUGAUCGUCGGAUAUCAUUGAGAAAUAAACAGGAAGAAGUGUUAUCGCCUGCAAUUCUUCCCGGUAUUGAAUGAGUAAAGAAUCAAGCUACACGUCUACUCAACCUGCCGCAAAGCGUGGGGCAUUAUUUACUAGUUAUUGACAAUUGAUGACUUUGAUUUCUCUUCCAAGCUACUAGCUUAUUAUUGAUUUGAUUCCAUCUUUGUAUUUUAUAUUUUCUAUAUUACUUUUGUUGUAUGUUGACCAUUGGAAAUUUUCGUUGGAGGAAGAGAUGUAUGAAUAAAGGAACAAAGUUGACUCGACCUGAUGGUCCAUCAUCAACUCAGUCAGAUCUUCAUGUUUGUCUGCUUUGAUUAGGCUUUGUAAUUUCAUAUAGUAGGAUGUCUUUCAUGAAAGAUUUUGAUCAUCUUAAAAUUCAAAUGCAAGAUGUAGCAUCAGCCACCAACAACUUUGAUCCCACCAAGGUGAUCGGGCGUGGUGGAUUCGGGAAAGUGUAUAAAGGAGAACUCUCUUCCUCGGAGGGUCAAAUCACAGUCGCUUUUAAGCAACUUGAUCGCAGACUGGGGCAAGGGAACAUUGAAUUUUGGAAGGAGGUCAUGAUGCUUUCCGAAUACAAACAUGAAAAUCUCAUCUCCCUUAUGCACUUUUGCAUUGAGGGUGAUGAGAUGAUCCUGGUCUAUGAGUAUGCUUGCCGUGGAAGCCUUGACCGGUAUCUAAAUGAUAGUACUCUCACUUGGAUCCAGCGCUUGAAGAUAUGUGAUGGGGCUGCACGUGGGCUACAUUUCUUACACGAUCCUAAGGAUACACAACAAAGAAUUCUUCAUCGUGACAUCAAAAGUGCAAACAUUCUUUUGGAUGAGAAAUGGACGGCCAAAGUUUCUGAUUUUGGAUUGUCAAAAGUUGGCCCUGCUAACCAAGCGCACACAUAUCUUGUGUCCCAUGCUGUUGGCACACCUGGGUAUUGUGAUCCGUUAUAUAUGGAGUUGGGUUUUCUAUCAAAAGAGUCUGACGUGUACUCUUUUGGAGUGGUGUUGUUUGAAAUUUUGUGUGGGAGAUUAUGCAUCGAGUAUCACAAGCAUGAGCUGACUAAAAUCUUGGUGCGUGAGUGGAGACGAUGCUACGAGGAGAAGAGGUUAGAUGAUAUUAUUCUUCCUGGUCUGAAAGAACAAAUGGAUCCAGGUUCUUUGAAAUCAUUUUCAGCCGUUGCCUAUCGGUGUGUGAAGAAAGCUCGUGAAGAGCGGCCGACGAUGGCUGAGAUCGUAAAGGAACUUGAGUUUUCACUCAAGCAACAAAAAGCCUCCGAUUCUUGA